Coregonus clupeaformis (lake whitefish) is the source of this 1358-nucleotide messenger RNA. Its product is annotated as 5-hydroxytryptamine receptor 2A-like. The record is from RefSeq and is a predicted model, not a curated record. Lineage: Eukaryota; Metazoa; Chordata; Actinopteri; Salmoniformes; Salmonidae. Bases 73 to 1053 code for a protein of 326 amino acids. Gene Ontology annotation, cellular component: dendrite; membrane. Gene Ontology annotation, biological process: G protein-coupled receptor signaling pathway, coupled to cyclic nucleotide second messenger; chemical synaptic transmission. The transcript is spliced from 2 exons. Gene Ontology annotation, molecular function: G protein-coupled serotonin receptor activity; neurotransmitter receptor activity.
UGGUGGCCCCUGCCCUCUGACCUGUGCCCUAUCUGGAUCUACCUGGAUGUGCUGUUCUCCACAGCCUCCAUCAUGCACUUGUGUGCCAUCUCUCUGGACCGCUACAUCGCCAUCAGGAACCCCCUCCACCACAGCCGCUUCAACUCCCAAACCAAGGCCCGCCUCAAGAUCAUGGCUGUCUGGACCAUCUCUGUGGGUAUCUCCAUGCCCAUCCCCGUCCUAGGCCUGCGGGACCACACCAAGGUGUUUAAAGAUGGCAGCUGCCUGCUGACAGAUGACAGUUUUGUCCUGGUGGGCUCCUUCGUGGCCUUCUUCAUCCCCCUCACCAUCAUGGUGGUCACCUACUUCCUCACCAUCAGCGCCCUGCAGAACGAGGCUACCCUCUGUCUGGACCAGCUGGUGCCCCGGCCCAAGAGGAUCGCCACCCUGACCCUGGGCUUCCUCCCGCAGGGCUCACUCUCCUCAGAGAAGCUCUUCUUCAGGCGUUCGCUCAGCCGUGACACGGGAGGGGUAGGAGGAGGGGUCGGCGGGGCCGGGGUGGACCCGCGGUACGGGCGUCGCACCAUGCAGUCAAUCAGCAACGAGCAGAAGGCCUCCAAGGUCCUGGGCAUGGUCUUCUUCCUGUUCGUGGUCAUGUGGUGUCCCUUCUUCAUCACCAAUGUUCUGGCGGUGGUGUGCGACCCUGUGAACUGUGAUCCGGGGGUGAUGGGGGGGCUGCUGAAUGUGUUUGUGUGGGUGGGAUACCUCUCCUCAGCCGUCAACCCUCUGGUGUACACUCUGUUCAACAAGACGUACCGUGCAGCCUUCUCCCGCUACAUACGCUGCCAGUACAGCCCGGAGAGGAAGCCUCUGCAGCUCAUACUGGUUAACACCAUCCCUCCGCUGGCCUACAACUCCACCCACCUGCCCCUGGAGGAAAUGGGGUCCCUCAGGAAUGGGGUCCACAGCAGUGGAGGACCCAGGGACUCCCUACGAAAUCUUGUGAAGACCAAAUCAAACUCAGACAAAGACAAGGCAACCAGGGACAAAGAUGAGAGCAUCAGCUGUGUGUGAGGCUGUGAUCCUGUAAGGUCUCAAUCUCCCAUAAUCCUAGUGGAAUGUGCUGGUUUUUAUUAGAUUUCCCAUCUUGAUCUCGUUUUGGGAGGAAAACACUGGGAACAGGUGUUCCUAUGCUGGAGCAUGCCCAGUAGCUCCAUGGUGAGACUCAUGCUGCCAGGAAACAGGGAAAUAGGAAACAGGAAGUACCGAGAGAGGAGGGACAAUACCUGCCUCACAAACACUUAAACUAGUAACACCAGAAUAGAACAACUGAGCUAAUGCUAUAUUAUCAGCAACAGCCAGGGGGCACGAGGAGAUGA